ACGUGUGCAUCCACCGAUGACGAACAACACAGAACCUUUCUCAAAUUAGCAAUAUGCUACAGUGUUUUAGACCAAGAACAUGUCGUUAGAGCCUGAUUUCUGGAUUCUGUAGUAAAACCUUUUGUGGAAAAUGGCGGCUUUUAUCGCUCAUCCAUCGGUGAGGAUGAAAGGUACAGAGCACAACUACAACCCGGUCCUCUGCCAGGAUGAGACGUGCUCGGCCAAGGCCAAAGAGAGCCACAUGCACUGCCCGUUCUGCAGCAUCACCGAGGCCUACCAGGACCCAGUCAUCCUGCGGGCACACUACCGGGUCAAGCACGUGGACAAGGGCAUCGAUUUUGCUGGUUUGAAGGUACUGCGGUGCUGCAACCACUGCGAGAUUGUAGGCACCAUCAAAGGGGAGAAGAAAUUCAAAGGAGCUCACUGGCACUGCUACCGCUGCCGAAACGGCUUCAAUCGCCGCGACGAGGCCAUCAAACACUACAAAACCCACUUUCGGAACCCACACACCACCUUCCAGAUCCAGAUCACCCAGGAGGUGAAUAGCCGACAGUACUACGAGCAAAGCGCGGAGGCGCACCCAAAGGCCUACAGUGGUCUUGCCAUCGGUGCCGGCUCAAAUGGGGAUUAUAGCGCCAUCGGGCCUGUGCUGACUCAGACCAUCAUCGCCACGUCAACAAGCACCGACACCCUCCUUACCGAGGGGCCCAAGGUACAUUGCAUCUCUGCUGAACCAAACGACAGCAGUGUGAACAAUGGGAUUGCGGUGGGAGCUGAGGAGACAGUGGGGCUUUCCCAGCAGGCCACAGGCCAGCAGACGCUCGUCCUCAUGGAUCCUGAUGGGGAGACUGGUAACCUGAUAUACGACACAGCGGCCGGUAUUAUUACAGAGCAGGGUGGAGAAAGCCUGGACCAGAGCCUGCUGCUGGAGAAACAGCUGCUCGAGCUGCACCAGCAGAACCAGGUCCUCCGCACAGAGAAGGCCGCCAUGGAGAAGAGGCUCCGGGCCGAGAUCCAGCGCCUUAAAGACCAUAUGGCCAGUUUGGUGCAGGCCAACGUAAAGAUGUUUGAAGAGCUGCAGUUGUACCGUACUUCAGAAAGCAGUGAACAGAAGAUCAAAAAGCUUCUUGUCGUCAUUGGCCUUGUCUCCUCCCCUCGGAUCUCCUCAGCCAGGUAUGGCUCACCCCCAGCAGACCACAACACUGCCAACAGCCCCAGAAUCCCCUGCUCUGGGUGUCACCAUCAGCGGCAAUGUUCAGAAAUAUGCCAUGAAGAAGAAGAAGAUCCUGAACACAGAGGAGAACGAGCUGUUCGAGCUGACGCAAGCUGCUGGGAUUGCAGUGGACCAAGAGGUCUUCAAGAUCAUCGUGGAUCUACUAAAAAUGAAUGUGGCCCCACUGGCCGUCUUCCAGACAUUGAAAGCAAUGUGUGCCGGGCAAAGGAUUGCGGACACGUCAGCAUCAGACGUCUCCACAGCGUCGCAAACGGUCACAGCCCCCACCGAGCCCAGAGUGCGCAGCAAAGUGGGGCAGGGCCACGUGGAGAAGGGGGGCCGGGACGGGUCCAGCCAGCGGGUGCCCCGCCAGCCCAGCGCCUCCCGCGGCCAGAAGAGCGGGAAGAGCUCAGGAAGCAGCAGCUCAUCGUCACAGCUCACCUCCAGCUGAGGCCGCGCCCACAGCAGCGGCUAAACGCUAGAGAUCGGGACACACUGGCACUAACCCAGAGGGACGUAUCAGGACAGUUUGCAUACGUAACCAUGCUCUCUGCAUUCUUCUAAUCUUGUCUUUUUUUUAAAACUCUCUUUUUGUGGUUACUUGGCAAUUGCCUCUGACCCUCCUAUAAAAAUGUGGAAAUUGUAAAGCGGAUUAUAUUAUUUUUUAUUUAUUUGUUUCCAAUAAAUGUGUUUUUAUGGUUA
Anguilla rostrata (American eel) is the source of this 1915-nucleotide messenger RNA. RefSeq names its product mitotic spindle organizing protein 2B (gene mzt2b). The coding region runs from base 131 to 1777 and encodes 548 amino acids. The transcript has 10 exons. Gene Ontology annotation, cellular component: spindle; centrosome. The record is from RefSeq and is a predicted model, not a curated record. NCBI's taxonomy places the organism in Eukaryota, Metazoa, Chordata, Actinopteri, Anguilliformes, Anguillidae.